AUGGGUUCACACCACGCCAUUCGUGAAUCGCUGGUGUAUCUUCGCACCAGUUAUCCCAUCUGUCUCCUGGUUGUCUUUGUCAUUGCUUUUGUUGCCAAUUCCAUUUUGGCAGCGAAGAGCGUCAAGAAAAAUGACAAUGCUGUGCGGACUGGCCCGGGGGGGAGACCGCUGCCAAUGCGGUCUCGGAGUAUGAUGACCGUGAUCAAGGAAGUGCAACGCUUUUCUCCAAGGAUCAGGCUGCUCUUCAACUGGCUCGCGGCGGGCGUCCUUUUGACCCUGCUUGGGGACGCCACCAUCAACAUCGUCCAUGUUAUCUUGGCUAGGGCGGACCAUUGGUGGUGUGGUCAGUCGGUCGUGAUCUACAUUGUGGGAUCGUUCUUCGUUCACGCCGUUAUUCUUGUCUCAUUGUUGGAUACAAACCCUUCGCCUACAUGCGCCCAAUUUGUCCCUUGGUUGGUGGCGAUACCUUUCGAAUUGGCUAUUUUGGGAGCGUCCCUUUCGAUCUACACAAACGUUCAUCACGAGCCGAUUGUUGGAAACCCAAUUGGCGGCCAACUUCGGAAUAGCAUCACUCUAUGGGAAUCAUUGGAGGUCCUCUCCAAUUGCCUGCGUAUUCUGGUUCUCUUGGCCCUGACUGUGAUCUACUUGGCCACCUCGAUCCGUUAUAAGGCCCAUAAGCGAAGUGCUGCCCGUAAUCACGUCAAUGGCGGCCCUAGUGAGUCCACUGGAUUGCUUGACCCUUCUAGUGCGGAAACAGGGGCUGCCAAUGGAAAUGGCUAUGGCUCCACGAAUGGUGCUUCUAACCAUAAGCCUCCCAAGCCAGCUGAUCCAUGGGUUCGACCAACCACCAUUCCAUCGACCAGCUGGUGGGAAUACCUCAGCGGUUACUCGUUGUUCUUCCCUUACCUGUGGCCGUCCAAGUCUCGGCGCCUGCAAAUCGUCGUCGUCGUCUGUUUCUUUUUGAUUCUCUCGCAGCGAGUCGUCAAUGUUUUAGUCCCAUACCAAGUCGGAGUCAUCACCAACAUCUUGUCCAAGGAAAGUGGCGAGUUCCGUGUACCUUGGUUGGAGAUUUGCCUGUACAUUUUCUACCGCUGGCUCCAGGGCAACCAGGGCUUGAUCGGCUCAUUGCGCUCCAGCUUAUGGAUUCCUGUCAGUCAGUAUUCGUACAUGGAGCUUUCCACUGCAGCAUUUGAACACGUCCAUGGGCUCAGUCUGGAUUUCCAUUUGGGCAAGAAGACAGGAGAAGUCCUGUCUGCCCUCAGCAAGGGAAGCUCUAUCAAUACUUUCCUCGAACAGGUCACAUUCCAGGUGGUUCCGAUGUUGAUCGAUCUCUGUGUCGCUAUUGGAUAUUUCCUCGUGGCCUUUGAUGCAUACUAUGCCCUCGUGGUUGCGAUUGUCACUUUCUGUUACCUCUAUGUCACCGUUCGCAUGGCCCAGUGGAGAGCGUCAAUCCGAAGACAAAUGGUCAACGCAUCGCGACAGGAAGAUGCUGUCAAGAACGACUCGAUGGUCUCUUAUGAGACAGUCAAGUAUUUCAAUGCCGAAGACUACGAAUUCGGCAGAUACCGGACUGCCGUUUCUGAUUUCCAGGGCGCUGAAUACCACGUUUUGUUCUCUCUGACUUUGAUGAACACGUGCCAGAACACGGUUUUCAUGCUUGGUCUGCUGAUCACAUGCUUUAUCGCUGCAUACCAAGUUACUACUGGCCAACAGGAUGUGGGUAAAUUCGUGGCUCUUCUCACCUACAUGGCCCAGCUUCAAGGGCCAUUGAACUUCUUUGGCACAUUCUACCGCUCUAUUCAAUCGGCAAUGAUUAAUUCAGAGCGAUUACUCGAGCUUUUCCGCGAGCAACCUACUGUUGUCGACAAGCCAUCUGCCACUCCCAUGCCUGUAUGCAAGGGCGAUAUCGCAUUUGAAAACGUCCAGUUCGCAUAUGAUGCUCGAAAGCCUGCUUUGAAUGGUCUUACAUUCCACUGCCAGCCCGGUACGACCACCGCCUUGGUUGGUGAAUCCGGAGGUGGCAAGUCAACGGUUUUCCGCUUGCUCUUCCGAUUCUACAAUGCGGAGAAGGGGUGUCUUCGGAUCGAUGGACACGAUGUGGAAGAUGUUACUAUUGACUCGGUCCGGAAGCACAUUGGAGUUGUGCCACAAGAUACGGUUCUUUUCAACGAGACCUUGAUGUAUAAUUUGAAGUAUGCAAACCAACACGCCACGGAAGAGCAGGUUCACCAGGCCUGCCGGGCGGCUAGUAUUCACGACAAGAUCAUGUCUUUCCCCGACGGCUACCAGACUAAGGUUGGAGAGCGUGGUCUCCGGCUCAGUGGAGGAGAGAAGCAGCGGGUGGCCAUCGCUCGUACCAUUCUCAAGAACCCCCGGAUCAUUCUUCUGGAUGAAGCCACUGCCGCGUUGGAUACGGAGACAGAGGAACAUAUCCAGGGAGCUCUUUCCACUCUCUCCCAUGGUCGUACAAUGCUCGUCAUCGCUCACCGACUCAGUACCAUCACUACCGCAGACCGCAUUUUGGUGCUGCAUGAAGGCCAGGUUGCCGAAAGUGGAACGCACGACCAGCUUCUGGCCAUGAAGGGUCGGUAUGCGAGCAUGUGGCGGAAGCAGAUUCGCGCACAGAAGGCUGCGGCCGAGGCGCAAGUGCUCCAGGACCGUGCUGCACGUCUGCGCAGUGCAUCUUCUGCGGGGCAUGCGGAUGACAGUUCCAGCCAGUCUGACGAGGACCGCCACAACAACCACAACGCGGCCCAAGGACAUCCAGUCAGCCGCCCUGAAGGGCACUGA
This is a messenger RNA of Aspergillus wentii DTO 134E9, 2790 nucleotides long. RefSeq names its product putative vacuolar ABC heavy metal transporter (Hmt1) (gene hmt1). Gene Ontology annotation, molecular function: ATP hydrolysis activity; ATP binding; ABC-type transporter activity. Gene Ontology annotation, biological process: transmembrane transport. The record is from RefSeq and is a predicted model, not a curated record. Gene Ontology annotation, cellular component: membrane. Lineage: Eukaryota; Fungi; Ascomycota; Eurotiomycetes; Eurotiales; Aspergillaceae. Bases 1 to 2790 code for a protein of 929 amino acids. The transcript has 3 exons.